Heterostelium album PN500 is the source of this 912-nucleotide messenger RNA. RefSeq lists its product as uncharacterized. The coding region runs from base 1 to 912 and encodes 303 amino acids. NCBI's taxonomy places the organism in Eukaryota, Evosea, Eumycetozoa, Acytosteliales, Acytosteliaceae. The record is from RefSeq and is a predicted model, not a curated record. The transcript has a single exon.
AUGGAAACUAAUGAAAAUAAAGAUUCCUCGGUUGCCAUUCAGAGUAUUAGCAGAGGAUCAACUCCAAUACACUCACCAAUAGUCUUAUCAAAAAAAUAUAUUAGUACACCACCUAUUUCACCUAGAAUCUUGCUGAAUAAAUCACCAUUAUCAAAUGGAAAGAAAUUAAGUCAGCAAAGUUUAAAUUUAGAAAACUCACCAUCUGCCAUAUUGGUCGGUCAGAUUUCAUCAUCGAACAACAGCAAUACAAUCAAUAGUCCAAAUCCAUUCGAAAAUAACAAACCAAUACACUACCAACCAAGUCUGAUAUCUAUACCGCUGGACGAUUUCGAUAACUCUGACUAUAGGAUCCCAACUCAACGUCAAAUCGCACAAAACAGCUUUAUCAACCUGAAUGAUUCAACCAACUCUUUUCACAUUAACAUCUCCUCUAUACAACAACUUCCACCAUCACCAGCAAACUCUGAAAUAAUAAACACCAACAACAAUGAUGAAAAUACAACAACAGAAAACCAAGAGACAACAACUACAACAGACAAUCAAAAUGAAGCCAAUCUACAACAACAACUAGUGAGGGUUUCCUUGUUUUCCAACUUUACCAAAUUGAACACUGUAUGGGCAUUUUUUGGAAUCAGUUUAAUUUUAACAACAGUGAUUAUGUUUAUUGUUGGAUUUAUGAAAGAAAAUGAAACCAUUAUUUUUUCUGGAAUCAUUACAAGUCCAAUUGGUUUCCUUAUUAUAAAUCACGCUAUACAUUUGGCAUACCGUAGAUCAAGAAGACAAUUUGAAAUGUUGACUGCUGAACCACCUCCUCCUCCAGAUCCAUCUACAAUUCCAUCAAAAUUAGAGGAAAUUUCAAUAGAUAUUCAAUCAUCACCAUCGAUCGGUGAUGUUCUUCAGAAAUACGAAUAA